Gossypium arboreum is the source of this 2149-nucleotide messenger RNA. RefSeq names its product aspartic proteinase-like. Bases 343 to 1932 code for a protein of 529 amino acids. The record is from RefSeq and is a predicted model, not a curated record. NCBI's taxonomy places the organism in Eukaryota, Viridiplantae, Streptophyta, Magnoliopsida, Malvales, Malvaceae. Gene Ontology annotation, biological process: proteolysis; lipid metabolic process. Gene Ontology annotation, molecular function: aspartic-type endopeptidase activity. The transcript is spliced from 14 exons.
ACUGCACGAUGAUUUGCAAUUUUCAUCGCUCGUGGAGCGCACCUUCCAUUAAAGCCUGGUACGAGUUAAAAAUCUUCGAAACAAGUUAAUUACAAAAUGCAAGCACUAAUUGUAACAAUAUAAUGUGAUAUAUAUUAGUGUUUGUUACAUAAGCACGAGAGUAUACACGCGCCAACAUCUUUUGGCAUGCAGACAAAGCAAGAGCCAACAGGAACACUUGGCUACUCCUAGAUAAGAUUGAAGGAGGGUCACUGACUCACUGCACACUCGCUUAGUGAUUGUUUCAAUAGAACUAGUUAGAGGAGUAAGCAAUGCAAUGCAUAGUGUUUUUCUCAUUCGCUCAUGCUUUUGAAGCUUGCCAUCUCAACCGCACCCGCAGCAGCCACCAUCUUUAAAGCUGUUCUUAGCAAAGGAGUUUCACUAAACAUGGCGCACAAACUUGUUCAAGUGACUUUGUGUUUGUGGGUUUUUACAAGCUUACUUCUCCCCUCUCCCACUGCUGCCCUAUACCGGGUCAGUUUGAAGAAACAAAGAUUGAAUCUUAAUAGAUUUAAGGCUGCUAGAAUUGCAAUGAAUGGAUGGGGUAUGCUUCAUAACUAUGGAAGUUCAGAUGGAGAAGUAAUACCUCUGAAAAACUACAUGGAUGCCCAAUAUUAUGGAGUGAUAGCCAUUGGCUCACCUCCACAAAACUUCACCGUCUUAUUUGACACUGGCAGUUCCAAUCUGUGGGUUCCUUCUUCCAAGUGCUACUUCUCUAUUGCUUGCUAUUUCCAUUCAAAGUACAAGUCUAGCCGGUCAAGUACAUACACAAAGAUUGGAAAACCUUGUGAAAUAAAUUAUGGGUCUGGAUCAAUAUCUGGCUUCUUCAGUCAAGACAAUGUUGAAGUUGGGGGUGUUGCCGUCAGGGAUCAAGUUUUCGUUGAGGCUACCAGAGAAGGAAGUUUCCCUACAUUUGUUUUGGCAAAGUUUGAUGGAAUCCUUGGGCUUGGAUUCCAGGAGAUUUCAGUGGGGAAUGCUACUCCAGUGUGGUACAAUAUGUUGAACCAAGAUGUUGUAAGAGAGGACGUGUUUUCAUUCUGGCUCAACAGGGAUCCCUCGGCCAAUGAGGGAGGAGAACUUGUUUUUGGCGGUGUUGACCCUAAACACUAUAAGGGCAAGCAUACUUAUGUUCCUGUUACUCGAAAAGGCUACUGGCAGUUUGAUAUGGGGGACUUUCUCAUUGGAAACAAUUCCACAGGUGUUUGUGAGGGAGGUUGUGCUGCUAUUGUGGAUUCUGGAACAUCCUUACUAGCUGGCCCCACGGCAGUUGUUACUGAAAUCAAUCAUGCCAUUGGAGCUGAAGGUGUGGUUAGUGCUGAAUGUAAAGAAGUUGUCUCUCAAUAUGGGGACCUAAUAUGGCAGCUCUUAGUAUCAGGGGUACAACCAGACAAAGUCUGUACUCAGAUUGGCUUAUGUGUUUUAAAUGGGACUCGCUAUAUGAGCAGUGGAAUUAAAAUAGUGGUUGAGAAGGAAAACAUGGAGGAGUUGUCAGCUCGGGACCGACUGUUGUGCACCACCUGUCAGAUGACUGUUUUUUGGAUUCAGAGUCAGCUUAAACAAAAGGGCACGAAAGACACAGUUCUCAACUACGUGAAUGAGCUAUGCCAGAGCCUACCAAGUCCAAUGGGAGAAUCAGUAAUUGACUGUGCUAGGAUUUCAUUGAUGCCAGAUAUUACAUUCAUAAUAGGAGACAAACCUUUUAAGCUUACUCCGGACCAGUAUAUUGUGAAGAUGGGAGAAGGUCUUACCACAGUGUGUGUGAGUGGAUUUAUGGCUCUGGAUGUCUCCCCACCAAGAGGUCCUCUAUGGAUUCUUGGAGAUGUAUUCAUGGGGGUAUAUCAUACCGUAUUUGACUAUGGUAAUCUUGAAAUUGGUUUUGCAGAAGCUGCUUAGUUUCCCAUUAUUCUGAUUCUGUGUGUGACCAUUUAUAUACAUGGUGAUAAUCGUUGCUUCUGUUCUGUGGCAGCAAACAAUAUAUAUAGAAUGUAUUUUUUGCUCUUAACCUAUGCAAGCUUGUAGUACUACUCUAUAUGUUUUAUCUUGUUGGUUUUAUGUCAUGCUUUGGGCUGUGGCUCCAAUUCCAAUAUAUAUACCCUCUAUUGCGUUGCAA